UAAACUAGUGUAACGGUGUAAACCGAUUUCACAACCUGACUUCUCGGCACCAUAGCCGUUUCCCCUCAGCAGCGCGGACAGCCGCAUGGCCCCAUAUAUCACCAAAGAGAACGGACAGACACUUGACAUCUAAUAAUUUAACUCACCUAAUAAUACACCAAAAACUCGCAUAAGCAAAAGAAAAAGGCCAUACCAAAACUUCAUCAAGCCGAUCGAAUCCGCGCAGUCUGAGUUAUAUUCCAAACACGUCCAAAUAACAAGCGUUGCUAAUAAAUUCAUUUUUUUAUGAAUUUAAUUAUCAGUUACCAAGAAACCACAGGGAGUCGGAAUUAGCCCCCGCUAAACGUGCGAUCAUUUCCAUUUCCGCAACGACAAGAGAAAAUAGCAAAUGUUAGCCACCGUAGCCAUGGUCAUCGUCGGCCUAUGGAUGGGCUGCAGCGGCGGUGGUCAUCAGCAAGCAAGUGCGGUUGACGUAAUUCUGUACACCGCCGCCUGCAACGACAAGGAGUUUCCGGCGGGGGAUACGACGUCGUUUGGGUGUGCGGAGGGCCUGCUUGGACAUUUGAUUGACAUGGGCCCCGUGACUAGUAGCGGCAGCCAGAGUGAUGAUACCGUAACUUGCAGCGGGGGCGGCGGAAGAGUGAGGAUCAGAGGUUGGGUAGAGACAGGCGCCGGGCUGUCUCCCGACGACACGCUCAGGUGCCGUCGCGAGGCGAUGGGUGUGCUCCAUGACCGAUGCUACAACCGCGUCGGAGCUCGAGUGUGGAGGACGGACGGUGAGAAUCGACGAGUUUGUUUCAUUCAAUAUGAGAAACUGUUGUAAUGGCAUGGGCUCGCUGCCGUAUCAUUUCAUAUGAUUGAGGGAUUGUUGUGCUGGCAUCUUCACAUUAAAAAUUCGAAUUUUAUGACCAACAACAAAAAUAUAACAUGAGUUCUUCUAUGUGUAAUUCAGUACUACACGCUACCAUGAUCUGAGAAGUGAAAAGGGGUUUGUAUAAAUCAUUGAUGGUGUGGCUUAGAUGUUACAUAUCAGGGAACUGCCUACACCAUCUAAUCUCUGGGGACUUUACUACGAUGAUUUGGUUUAAAGUCCAAGUAAAACUUAUUUCGAGUC
Messenger RNA from Linum trigynum, 1114 nucleotides. NCBI's taxonomy places the organism in Eukaryota, Viridiplantae, Streptophyta, Magnoliopsida, Malpighiales, Linaceae. The record is from the annotation of a GenBank genome assembly.